Molecule: messenger RNA, 1326 nt
Organism: Trematomus bernacchii (emerald rockcod)
Lineage: Eukaryota; Metazoa; Chordata; Actinopteri; Perciformes; Nototheniidae
Product: general transcription factor II-I repeat domain-containing protein 2A-like
Source: RefSeq, a predicted model, not a curated record
AUGGCAAAAAAAAGGAAGGUUGAUGCUGAAGGGAGGCAAUUUCAAGAGAGGUGGGAGAUAGAAUACUUCUUUACUGAGUAUAAAAAGAGGCCUGUGUGUCUUAUUUGCAAUGAGACAAAAGCCGUGUUCAAAGAAUAUAAUUUGCGUCGUCAUUUUGAGACGGCCCACCAGCAGCAAUAUGCCACCAUGGACAGGGAACAGAGGCUUCAGAAAGUCACGGAGCUCAAAAAAGGCAUUCAACUACAGCAAAAUAUGUUUCACAGGGCCAGAUCUUUAACAGAUGGAGCUGUAAAGGCAAGUUUCAUCAUAGCAGAGGAAAUCGCUAAAUCAGGGAAGCCAUUUGCCGAGGGGGACUUUCUAAAAAACGGUAUGCUUAAAGUUUGUGACAUUGUCUGCCCCGCCAAUAAACAACACUUUGCCAAUGUCAGUCUGACAAGAAAUACCAUGGCCAGCCGUGUGGAUGAGCUUUCUGACGAUUUGCAAUCACAGCUCAAAGAUAAAGCAAAAGAAUCUGUAAACUACUCAAUUGCUGUUGAUGAAAGUACGGAACAACCACCGGCCAGAAUAUUUUCAAACAGGUGGAUGUGCAUCAGUGGAACCGGCUUACCAUGGAAUAAACUUGUGGGGCUGACGACCGAUGGGGCGCCUGCUAUGUGUGGGAAAAGGAGUGGAAUGGUAGCAAAGGUGCGAGAGAAGAUGAAGGAGACGGGAGGAGAGCUGACUGCUUACCACUGCAUUAUUCAUCAGGAGGCCCUGUGUGGAAAAGUGCUAGGUAUGGAACAUGUCAUGACAGUGGUUACGAAAACGGUGAAUUUCAUCCGAGCACGGGGCUUGGACCACCACCAGGUCAGGGCACUUUUGGAGGAGGGAAAUUCGGAGUAUGAACAUGUGCCAUACCACACAGAAGUACGCUGGUUAAGCCGUGGGAAGGUGUUGCACAGAUUUUAUGAGCUGCGCGAGGAUAUUGCUAGUUUCAUGGCAAUGAAGGGGAAAGCUGUCCCCGAGCUGGCCGAUGAAAAGUGGAUACAUGACUUGGCUUUUAUGUGUGACAUAACGCACCAUCUCAACGCACUUAAUGUGAAACUGCAGGGACGCAAACAGCUGAUCACGGACAUGCGUGACGCAGUGAAAGCCUUUCGGACAAAACUGCGCUUGUGGGAGAACCAAAUGCAGCAGGGAAACUAUGUUCACUUCCCGACCUGUCAGUCUGUUGCAGACAACCUCAACACUGCUUUCCCAAAUGAGAGAUGCGCAGAAAAACUGAAAACCCUCAAAGCCGAAUUCGACAGGCGAUUUUCCGACAUCAGGCCAUACCUUUUCAUUUAA